ACAAGGAAGUGGGGUGACUGACACAUGUUUCCAAUGAGUGAGAGCACAACGUUCGUCAUUACUUUCUCAUUCUGUCCUCUCACACAACAGAGGCAACAUGAAGCUGUGGGCCGUGCUGCUGCUGCUCGCUCUGCUCGCUCAGACUUUUGCUGCGGAUGAGUCCUGUAUGGGUCGCUGUGAGAAUGGCUUUGACUCUCAGAAGCAGUGCCAGUGUGACUCGAUGUGCAAGUAUUACAAGAGCUGCUGCUCUGACUUUGAGGUCAUGUGUGGCAUGACGACUCGUGGAGACACGUUUGUGUUUGCAGAGGAUGAUGAUGAUGAUGACGAUGAGCUGUUUGAAGGUACCACUCCACCCUCUAGUCUCCAGUCAGCACAGGACCUCACAUCUUUUACCGUCAUCAGUCGUCAGCUUAGGCCCACGCAGCAGCCCAUCUCAGACUUUGAUCGCAGACCACAGCAACAUCCAGACACCACGCUAGAAAUGACCAAACCCCCGCUACUGAUGGAUGCCAUGCUUCAGAAAAUGCAGGUAAAACCCGUUUCACAGACAGUCUCACCUACACAGGCGGACCCCAGCACGACUAAACCCCCUCAGAUUGAUGCAGCAGCUGAGACGGCCACUGUUCCCGUCACAACAGCCACCACUGAAGAUCCUGACCCAGAUGCCGUGGCCUGCAGUGGGAGGCCUUUUGACUCCUUCAUGCAACUAAAAAAUGGCUCCAUGUUUGCCUUCAGAGGGGACUACUUUUUUGAACUGGACCAGCAGUCGGUGCUUCCUGGUUAUCCAAAGCUCAUAAAGGACACGUGGGGCAUUAGCGGGCCUAUUGAUGCUGCCUUCACCCGCGUCAACUGUCAAGGGAAGACUUAUAUCUUCAAGGGAAACAAGUACUGGAGGUUUGAUAACGGUGUGCUGGAGGAGGACUACCCUCGAGAUAUCAGCGUGGGCUUUGACAAAAUUCCAGAUCAUGUGGAUGCAGCGUUUGCUCUGCCUGCUCCUGGUCACAAUGGAAAAGAGAAGGUCUAUUUUUUCAAAGGCGAACAGUAUUAUACGUACGAGUUUUUGCACCAGCCGUCCCAUGAGGAGUGUAUCCGCAUGUCUGAGAGGUCUCCGUCCACACUGUUCAGGCGCUACACUGACGUAUACUACAACAACUUUGAGCGUUUUUUCAGCGAGCUCUUCUCUGACUUGCCUCAGCAUCAUGACAAACACCACUUCAUUGAGAAGGACUGGAAGGGCCUCAAGUCUCCAGUGGAUGCUGUCAUGACAGGCAGAAUGUACGUCCCUCCCCGGAGGUCCACACGACGCCGCGACGACUACCAGCCUGACCAGCAGUGGGGUCAACAGCAAGGUCAGCAGUGGGACCAGCAGUACGGACAGCAGUGGGGUCGUAGGAUGCAAAGCCGUUCACCCUUCUGGGGAUCCAUGACCGAGCAGGGGAUGAACAUGGGCCGGGACUUUGCAGAAGCAGGGAUGGAAAUGGGUCUGAGGUUGGCAGAGAGGAGGAUGGAAAUGGAGGAGCGGCUCGGACGAGACUGGGACAGACGGUGGGAUCAAGACUGGGACCAGAACAGACGGAGAGAUGGUUACCGCCAGAACAACAGAGGCAACUUUGAUUCCAGAGGUGACAGGUCGCACUGGGAGUCCAUCCAGAGGAGUCUGCCCAUGCAGAGCGUCUACUUCUUUAAAGGAGAUAAAUACUACAGAGUGGACCUGAGGACCAAGAGAGUUGACCCUGCCAUGCCACCAUAUCCCAGAUCCAUCGCCAAGUACUGGCUCGGCUGUUCAGACACCACCGGGGCAGAGAAGUAGUUUCAAAUAUUUUAGGUAUUUUACUAUGAUCAUUUGUAUAUAACCGAUGAUUCAUUUUAACUGAAGCAGGCAGUGUUGGUUGUACAAAAGUGUGUCAAACAUGUUCAGUGUAACGCAUAACAAGCCGCUCAUCAACUUGAGCAAAUAUUGGAGAUCAAUGAAAGUCCACACACUGCUCCUCGUGGCCAAAGUUCAGCUGGUUGAUUUUCUGAAAUCUGUUGUCAACAACAGCUGACCUUCUUUAUUAAACACAACUAUAGUGAAAAAUUGCUCAAUUGAGAAAGACAGAGCAGGUUGCAAAGGAACUAUCAGCAGUCUGAAAUUGGUAGCAAAAUUUUAGGCUACGUUUUGAUUAAAAACAAACGCUCAUUUGCAACAGUUAUAAGGUUCUCAUUUCUUAGUUUUCAGUGUCAUUGUAAUUAAGGAGUUUUUUACAUUGCAUCAGUGGUGGAAUCUAACUACAUUUACUCAAGUACUGUACUAAAGUACAGUUUUGAAGUACUUGUACAUGAGUAUUUAAAUUUUAUGCUACUUUAUACUUCUACUCCACUACCAUUCAGAGGGAAAUAUUGUCAUUGUUGCUCCACUACGUUUAUCUGAAAACUAUAGUUACUGGUAACUUUGCAGAUUAUGAUUUUACAUACAAUACAUAUGACUAACUUAUAAAAUACAAUCCAUCAUUAGAGGUUAAACUAACCAACAGUGUAUAACGUAGUUGAAAUUAGCUCCACCUCAACCAGCUGGGAUAUUAAAAUACUGCUUAUGUGUGAACGCAUCAGUAGUAAUAUUCCAAUAAUAUGAUACAUGUGAUAAUAUAUCACUCUCAAACUGGCCACUCUGCCCAUGUGUGUGUACUUUUACUUUGGACACUUUACAUUUAGCUGAUAAUACAUUUGUACUUAAGUGAAAUCUUGAAUGCAGGACUUUUACUUGUAACAGAGUAUUUUUGCAGAGUGGUAUUGCUACUUAAGUAAAAGAUCUGAGUACAUUCAUUCAAAGUAAUUCGGUGAUGUUUUCUUAAUCAUGUAUCUACAAAUUUUUAAAAUGUUUAUUUUCAUUAUUAAUUGUGAACAUACAGUGAAUAGGAAAAUAUAAAACACUCAUGACAUGAUGGAGGUUUCAUGUACCAAAGGGUCAUAAAAUCUUGACGUGGGGUCAUGCAGAUGUUCCCAGUAGGCAACAUGAGGGGGGAUACCAUCCCCCUUGUUAGCAAAACGACCAAAAUGCAUCCCCCUUGUUCUCCAUCCUCUAGUAGCAGAGAGAGUGCAGGGGCAGGGGGGUUGUUUAGUUGAAUAUCCAAAAAUUUGUUUUACCAAUUGUUGCUUUAAUUAUGUUCCCUGGCAUCGUUUUUUCUAGUUUAGGAAGCGCUAUAUACACACAUACAUAAAAGUGCAGGACUUUGACGCCAGAGCCCCGGGUUCAUAUCCUGAGGCUCACGUGUGGUUAGGUUUAGGCAACAAAAGCGCUUUGGUUGAGGUUUGGAAAAGGUUGUGACUUCAGUUAAAUUGAACAUGAUCUCUCUUUCUCUACUCUUAACCAGGUGCUGUAAGUGCCUAAACACAACCAUGAAACAGUAGAGUCAUGCUUUAGUUGCUGCGAGUGGAUAUUGUAUUGCAAAAUUGGACAUUGUCUGGAAAGCAAAUUAAAAAGUUGUAAGUGAACGUUUUGCUAAAUGCGUUCAGUAUCAACAUUUUGCGACUUGGUCGAUAUGUUAAUUAACAACAUUUUCUCAUAUUGAUGGAAAAGGUAAGGUAAUCUAGAUGUGAAAACAUUCUUACAAUUCCAGUUUUCUGACCUCUACUGACUUGUAUAAGAGAGCUAAAUAUAAAACUAUAAUACACUGACAAAGCAGCCUUGUUGAAUUGUAGCAGCUUUUGACAGACGUCUAAAGGGUGUACUGAGUACUGAUUCAGAGUGAGUCACAUUUGAUCACAUAUUACAACUUGUUACAGUCUGUUCUUACUUGUAUUUUCAUCCAUGACAAAUAAAAAUAUCAGUACAGGAGCAGACUCAAAUCGUAUUUGCAUGCUUAAAUUAUAUGUUUUUGCUUGAAUAAAGAACACAGUUCAUGAUGUUUUACAACUACUAUGA
Messenger RNA from Siniperca chuatsi (mandarin fish), 3901 nucleotides. It is a transcript of the gene vtna, whose product is annotated as vitronectin a. The transcript has 8 exons. The record is from RefSeq and is a predicted model, not a curated record. Bases 98 to 1810 code for a protein of 570 amino acids. Gene Ontology annotation, molecular function: extracellular matrix binding; scavenger receptor activity; polysaccharide binding. NCBI's taxonomy places the organism in Eukaryota, Metazoa, Chordata, Actinopteri, Centrarchiformes, Sinipercidae. Gene Ontology annotation, biological process: cell-matrix adhesion; cell adhesion mediated by integrin; immune response.